AUGGCUGAGAGCGAAGACGUCAACGAGAAGGCGGAGCGCGCUGCUUCGUCGUCCGAUGCGUCGCUGAAGCUGUAUGACGAGUAUGAUACGCCGGAGGAUCGCAAGCUCAUGAGGAAGGUCGACUGGCGAUUGAUGCCGAUCCUCACUCUCCUGUACCUCCUCAGCUUUUUGGACCGAUCGAACGUCGGGAACGCAAAGAUUGACGGAUUGACAACUGACAUACAUGUCUCCAACCCGGCAUACAAUACCUCACUGGCGUUGUACUUCAUCGCCUACGUGACCUUCGAGGUCCCAGCAAACAUCAUUCUGAAGCGACUGAAUCCGCAAGUCUGGCUGCCAACGCUCACCUUGGUUUGGGGCAUCGUGUCGAUGUGCCAGGGCUUCGUCAAGACUCAAGGCAGCCUGUUCGGUAUACGAUACUUAUUGGGCGCAACCGAAGCCGGCCUCUUUCCCGGCGUCGUCUACGUCUUCUCCGUGUAUUACCUGAGACGCGAACGGCACUGGCGCGUGGCGCUCUUCUUUGGCGGUGCGGCACUAGCAGGAGCCUUCGGAGGUGUCCUAGCGUACUGCAUAGGUCUCAUGGACGGUGUAUCCGGUCUGCGCGGGUGGCAAUGGAUCUUCAUCCUCGAAGGCCUGAUCACCAUCGUAUUCUCCUUCGCCGCGUACUUCUGGGUCCCCACCUGGUCCGACCGCGCCACGUUCCUGACUGAAGAUGAGCGUGCGCGCCUGUUGGCACGUCUCGCGUCAGACUCGGACGCGGGCAAGCAGGAGAGGUUCUCGUGGCACGGCGUGCGACAAGCGUUUACCGAUCCGCUGGUCUAUGGCUACUGCUUCCUCUUCCACGGAUAUGCUUUCGCGCUGUAUACCCUCAGUCUUUUCACGCCCACGAUCAUCGCCGCACUCGGAUUCGCAACCUGGAAAGCGCAACUGAUGACCGUUCCACCAAACGCUCUCGCCGCCAUGGGCAUCGCCUUCGGCGCCUGGCUCGCCGCCAAAACCGGCCGCCGCGCCAUCUUCAUCAUCGGCUCCGGCGUCAUCGCCAUCAUCGGCUACAUCAUCCUAGCGACCACCUCCCACGCAGGUCCUCAAUACGUCGGCGUUCUCCUCGCCUCCUUAGGCGUUUACACCGGCAACGCUCUCCUCCUGAGCUGGCCCUCCGAGAACGUCUCGGGCCAAACCAAACGUGCUGUCGCAGUCGCAAUGCAGAUCACCAUCGGCGAUCUGGGCGCUGUGACCGGCGUACUGAUCUACCGACCCGAAUGGAGCGCGCACCAUUAUCGGAAGCCACAUAUCGUUACGAUUGGGUACGUGGUGUUUGCGGUGGUUGUUGCGGGUGUGCUUUGGUGGUGGAUGGAGAGGGAGAAUAGGAGGAGGGAGACGGCGAUUCGGGAGAGUGAGGGUGAUGUAAAGGGGCCGUAUAGUGGAGUUGUUAGUGAGGAGGAGAGGAUUAGGCUUGGGGAUCGGGAUGUGCAUUGGAGAUAUACCACUUGA
Peniophora sp. CBMAI 1063 is the source of this 1491-nucleotide messenger RNA. NCBI's taxonomy places the organism in Eukaryota, Fungi, Basidiomycota, Agaricomycetes, Russulales, Peniophoraceae. The record is from the annotation of a GenBank genome assembly.